AUGACUAAAUUCAGCACUAUUUACGAAUAUUUAACUGACAAUGAAAUACAGAUUUUACAACAAUGCUCUUACCAACUAACUCUUUCGAUUGACGAAUUAACCAAAUCAACUGUAAAAAAUCGUCUUAAUCCACCGCGGCCACAAAACAGCUGGAUAAUUUUUCGAAGAGAUUAUGAAGCAUACUUACGUUUAUAUGAUCAACAUAUCAAAUCAAAAGUUAAAGAAACAGCAAAAGAAUGCAGUUUAAAGUGGCGAAAGUUGUCAAGCGAAGACAAGCAUUUCUUCAAAAUAUUGGAGAAAAUAGCUUGUGAAAAUCAUAAACGUAGAUAUCCCAAUUACAAAUACAAGCCAAAACCUGCAAAAAAUCUAAGCCAUAAAGAAUUUAUUUUUCGAGAACAGAAAAAAUACGUAUCUAUUUCGCCAGAUACGUUUAGAACAAUAACUUCCAAUUCACCUCAAGGACCAAUACAAAUCGAUGGGGCGCCAUCUUUAACUUCCAAUUCACCUCAAGAACUAAUACAGAUUGACGGACCACCAUCUUUGACUUUUAAUUCACCUCAAGAAACAAUUCAAAUCAGCAGGCCGCCAUCUCUGGCUUCCAAUUCACUUCAAGAACUAAUACAAAUCGACGACGAGCCGCCAUUUUUAACAUUAGCAACUUCGACAACCCUUUACAAUAAUCAAGACUAUAUUAAUAACUUUACGAGAGCCAUUUAUAAUCAUCAAGACUAUAAUAAUGACUUUACGACAGCCAUCUAUAAUCAACAAGACUACACUAAUGAUUUAACUCAAAAUUCGAUCGACAACAUGUUCAAUAAAUUGGAUU
Messenger RNA from Ambispora gerdemannii, 826 nucleotides. The record is from the annotation of a GenBank genome assembly. NCBI's taxonomy places the organism in Eukaryota, Fungi, Glomeromycota, Glomeromycetes, Archaeosporales, Ambisporaceae.